Molecule: messenger RNA, 1662 nt
Organism: Penicillium cataractarum
Lineage: Eukaryota; Fungi; Ascomycota; Eurotiomycetes; Eurotiales; Aspergillaceae
Exons: 1
Coding region: 1-1662 (553 amino acids)
Molecular function (GO): oxidoreductase activity; 2 iron, 2 sulfur cluster binding; pyridoxal phosphate binding
Source: RefSeq, a predicted model, not a curated record
AUGGCAGUCAACUCUAUCAUCGCUAAACUAGAGGAAUCAUGGGAGCGGGAUGAACUAGUGGAAGUGCGCACCGGAAAAGCGAAACCAGUCUUUGGUCUACCCGUCCAGUCUGCCAUCUUCAAGUCCGUCCGGUAUGGCGAAGUUUCAGUCGACGCACUCGGCUGCCAGGGCGACGAACAUGUUUACGAGUUCCAUGGCGGCCCGGAUAAAGCGCUUCUCCAGUACUGCUCCCGACAUUAUGACAUAUGGAGCGAGGAACUGCCAGGCAGUGCGCACCUCUUUCGUGUCGGAGGGUUUGGCGAGAACUUGGUAGCUCGCCGAGCGAAUGAGCGCAACACUUGCAUUGGCGAUGUCGUUAGUAUCGGACCCGAUGUGAUUGCACAAGUGAGUCUGCCACGGCAGCCAUGUUACAAGCUUAACCAUCGGUUUCAAGACAAGGACCUUUCGAGAUUUAGCCAGGAAAAGUCUCGGACGGGCUGGUAUUACCGGAUCAUCAAGGGAGGGUCGAUCAAAGCGGGCGAUGAACUUGUCCUGCUCGAGCGGCCAAAUCCUCAUUGGACCGUUGCUCGAGUCCAGCAUUAUCUUUACAUCGAAAAAAACAACUUUGAUAUGAUGAAACAGUUGGCAGAUCUCGAUGCUUUAGGGAAUGAGAUCCGAAAUAUCUUCAGAAACCGACUAAACAAGAAAUUCGAGAAUCAAGAACAACGACUCGUGGGCGACAGUGUCAUGGCUCUUGAUAUGUGGGCGGAAUACCGGCUCAUCAAAAAAGCCAAAGAAACCCCAACGGUCACCUCGUUUGACUUUGAGGCCGUCCAGCCUAAAGAUACAGCAGAGCCAGUUCUACCAGGAACGCAUGUCCGCUUGAAACUGGGAGGUCGUUUGAUCCGAGCAUACUCCGUGGUUUCAGGAAACCGCAAUCAAUUCACCUUGGGUGUGGCUUUGGAUCGAGAGUCUACUCGUGGUGGCUCCCUGUUUCUCCACGAGGGCCUUCAAGAAGGCGGAACCACCACAAUCAGCAACUUUGCCGCGACAUUCCCUCUUGCCGAAAAGGCAGACAGCCAUAUCCUCAUCGCUGGAGGUAUUGGUAUCACCGGUCUGCUUGCCUCUGCCCAGAGACUGCAGCAAACAAACCGAGACUAUCAUCUUCACUACGUCGUCCGAUCACUGGACGAGGUUGCCUUCAAGUGUGACAUUAAGUCAUUGGGUUCCAAUGUUACAAUCUACUGCAAGAAGGACGGAACGCACUUUGAUGUAUCAAAUGUUCUCCAACGAGCGGACAGUAACGCCCACAUUUACUGCUGCUCUGGGGAACGGUUGAUGAAAGCUGUAAGCGACACAGCCGCGGAUCUUGGUUUGCCAAAAGAAAAUAUACACUUCGAGUCGUUCCAGGCCAACAGCACGGGUGAUCCAUUCACGGUCGAGCUGGUCGAAUCUAGAAAGGAACUAGAGGUAGCUGGUGGAGACAGCCUUUUGGAUAAGCUUCGGUCUGCCGGAUUCGAUAUUCCUUCUACUUGCGAGGCUGGUAAUUGUGGAACCUGUCGGGUGGGUGUACGCAGUGGUCGCAUUGAGCAUCGGGGUACAGGUUUACUGGAGAAUGAAAAGGAUACUGCGAUGCUGAGUUGUGUGUCCCGAGGGAUUGGUCGAAUUCAGCUUGAUUUAUAG